Mycena citricolor is the source of this 1643-nucleotide messenger RNA. Lineage: Eukaryota; Fungi; Basidiomycota; Agaricomycetes; Agaricales; Mycenaceae. The record is from the annotation of a GenBank genome assembly.
GGCUCCUGAUUCUCCCGUGGGCGGGCAACGGUUAUUUAUGGCGACACGUUGUGGCACCUUCGACUCUCCGGAUCUGCCACGGGUACCUUGGGAGCGCCGCGGAAAUCGUGAGAGUGAGAAGAAGAGGAGGCCCGGCGCGGGUACAAAGACCGGGGCAGCCAGCGUAUGCAGAGUUUCUCGAGCCUACUAUGAGUCUCUACAACCUGACGCUCGUCGCAGCAGGGCUUGUUGCCCUGGGAGUGUAUCUCACCAGCUCGGUCGCAAGGAGGCAAAUGCGGGAUGUCGAUGGACUGCCUCGUCCACCGCGAGAGUCUUGGCUGUUCGGAAAUCUUCCGCAGCUUUUCAUUCCGCAAAACUACGGUGACCAUGAAUUCGGGUGGCAGGCGGAAUACGGCGACGUGUAUGUGAUACACGGUGUUCUAGGCCAAUCUCGUAUGAUGGUCUCGGACCCCGCUGCCCUGAACCAUCUGCUUCGAAACGACGACGUCCAUCUCGCCCCGAUGAUGCUCGCGCUCGGGCGUUCCUUGUUCGGCCGAGACAAUGCGAUGGCGCUCCGAGAUGCAUCGCAUAGGAAGCUGCGCGCGGCUCUCAAUCUCGGCUUUGCCCCCGCUGUCGUGAAAGGAUACCUGGAAACCUUCGAGUCCGUCGCUCGUGGCAUCACCACCGCACUCGAAUUGGGCGACGGCCAGGAGGGCGCAGAGGCGGAUCGCUUCGGACGGGCGCAAUUCGUCGCCGAGGCAAUGGCGCCCUACCUGCCGGCUCCAUUCCUCGAUUGGAUGUUUGGUCUUCCGCUGCCGAUGUUCGCUGCAAUCCGGCGCGCGUAUGAGCUUGCCAGAAAGAUCGGAGACCAAGCUAUCCAAGACCUUGCACAAUCAGAGGACUCGAAUGAGCGGAGCUUUGAGCACUUGUAUGCGAAGAUCUUGGCGCAGAACUCGAAGAAGGCACUCUCACCUGAUGAGCUCGCUAUGCAGACGAACCUGGUCCUCAUCGCAGGUCAAGACACGACGGCAAACACGCUCGCAUUCGCGCUCGCAGAACUAGCGCGACAACCGGCGCUGCAGGACGCCCUGCGUGGCGAGAUCCGCAAGGCGCGGUUGGAGCCUGCCACCGAUUACGACUCCCUGCCACUGCUCAACGCGGUCAUCAAGGAGGCCCUCCGGCUGCUCCCGGCCGAGCCCAUCGGCGACAAGAUCGCACACGUCGACCUGACCUUGCCGCUGAGCCGCCCGGUGACGCUUUGCGACGGGCGAGUCGUGGACCAGCUGUUUGUGCCUAAGGGCCAGCUCGUGGGAUUGGCGUUCGCCGGGUACCAACGCGGUGGGACGCGCUGGGGCCCGGAACCUGAGGCGUUCAAUCCCUACCGGUGGAUCGAGGGAAAGGUCGGAGUCAGCGAGCCGAUGGCAACAAGCCCGUAUGCGCAUCUACUCGCGUUUUCGAACGGUCCGCACGUGUGUCUUGGGUGGCGAUUUGCCAUCCUCGAGAUGCAGGUCAUCCUCGCCGAGCUGGUCCCGAAGUUCGUGUUCAAGAUCCCGGACGACCCGGUUUUGGCGAUGCGCUUCAGGUUCGCCAACACGCUGAUGCCGUGCAAUGACAAAGGGGAGAAGCGUGCCUGGCUUGCUGUGGAGCGGGUACAGGACCUGUGA